ACCCUCACGUGACUGACAAACGGGCAAAAUGGUGGCCUCCAUUGCACAGAAAGUUGUCGGCAGAAUAAUUUCCUCAAAAAAGUCGUUUCUUUUGCAAAGACCAGAGUUGUACGCUGUUAUUUCAAAGAGAUCAAAUAGUUAUGGGAAUGUUUUGAAGGGUGACACAGUGCGCAUAGGUUGCGCUUCCGGAUUCUGGGGAGAUUCUAUGGUUGCAGCUCCACAACUGAUCCACAUGGGGAAGUUGGACUACCUGGUGUUUGACUACCUCUCAGAAAUCACCAUGUCACUUCUUGCUGCUGUAAAGAAGAAAACUAACGGAGCUGGGGGAUUCACUCCUGAUUUUGUCCAAGUUGCCAUGGCACCACACAUCAAAGAUAUCAAGAGCAAAGGAGUAAAAGUGAUCAGUAAUGCAGGAGGGGUUAACCCUGAAGCUUGUGCCGCAGCUCUUAAAACUGUAUGUGAGGCUGCAAAUGUUGAUCUCAGCAUUGCUGUGGUGACUGGGGAUGAUCUUAUGUCACAGAUACCAGAGUUGCAGAGUUCAGGAAUCACAGAAAUGAACAGUGGUAUUUCCAUGCCUACCAGUAUAACCAGUAUGAAUGCCUACCUUGGGGCAGGUCCCAUUUCUCGAGCUUUGGAUCUGGGUGCAGACAUAGUAGUGACAGGACGAUGUGUGGACAGUGCCUUGGUGCUAGCACCACUUCUUCAUAAAUUUCAGUGGAGUAUGGAGGACUUUGAUGCUCUUGCAAAAGCAAGCCUGGCAGGACAUCUUGUAGAAUGUGGAGCCCAGGUUACUGGAGGUAUAUUUACAGACUGGCAUACAAUCAAAGACUGGUCUAACAUUGGGUUUCCCAUAGUUGAAUGUGCCUCUGAUGGGGAUUUUGUGGUAACCAAACCUCCUAAAACAGGUGGUCUCGUCUCCAAGGCAACAGUUGCCGAGCAACUACUGUAUGAACUUGGUGACCCUUCCAGAUACCAGCUGCCAGAUGUAGUCUGUGAUUUCACUGAUGUCAGACUUGAGGAAGUACAAGGUCAAGAAGGUGAAGCAGUAUUUGUGUCAGGGGCAAAAGGACUACAGCCAUCUCCUAAUUAUAAGGUGAGUGCUACAUAUGCGGAAGGUUUCAGGUUGACAGCUGUCUGUGGGGUUGGUGGUCCAAGGUCAAAGGACAAAGCUCUGAAAACAGCUGAAGAAAUAUUGAAAAGAUGUAGGAGGAUAUUUAAGCAGUUAAAGCUGGAUGAUUUCACAAAAGUUCAUACAGAGAUUCUCGGCUCGGAACAUAACUAUGGUCCUAUGACAAAUCUACCUCAGGGUUCUCGAGAGUCUGUCCUCUGGCUUGCUGUGCACCACAAGGACAAAAAAGCUUUAGAGAUACUUGCAAGGGAAAUAGCACCAGCUGGAACUGGCAUGGCCCCAGGAUUAACUGGAAUUGUUGGAGGCAGACCUAAAGUGUCACCAGUGCUGAAACUUUUCUCUUUUCUACAUGAUAAACAAAAUUACAAGAUAGAUAUUAAGAUGAAUGGAGAGCAUGUUGAGACAUUUAACCCGACUAGUGUUCCUACAACAACCCAUGCAGAUACCUGGUCACCCAGUUCAGGUGAUACUGGUUCAGCUCUACCCCGCGGGACCAAUACAUACAGGCUGGAGGAUCUGGCUUACACCAGGAGCGGAGACAAGGGAAAUAACUGCAAUAUAGGUGUAGUUGCUCGUCAUCCAUCACUGGUACCUUACCUGAAAGAGGCUCUAACUGAGGCAGCAGUGGCUGACUACUUUGGUCACAUGUUUGAUAAUCCAGACCAAAAACGUGUACGGAGGUAUGAUGUGCCAGGAAUAAAUGGUUUCAAUUUUGUAUUACUUAACUGUCUAGGAGGUGGAGGUAUAGCUUCACUGAGGAGUGAUCCACAGGGUAAAGCAUAUGGACAGAUUUUGCUAGAUUUCCAGGUGAAGGACAUGCCCAACUUGACUGAUAUAACCAGUUGAUGAUUUGCGUAACUGUCAUAAUUUAAAGCUUGAAUGUUAGCUCUUACUACCAGAUGAUGAUUUAUGUACAUUACAAAUCUUAAUGUUAAGGUAUAAUUGAAGUCAGGACAGGAAUAACAUGGAAGACAGGAAUGUUUAUUGAUGAAUGUGUAAACUCAAAAAUGAUGUGUUAAAUUGGUUAACGUCUAUCAAACCGUAUUUGCAGAAUCUGUUAAUGAAUAACUAAAUAUCAAGUCUAUAUAGUGUUGUAAUUGUACAAUAAUCAUAAAGUAUAUUUCUUAUAAUAAUUGAAUCAUUUUAACAUUGAGAAGCUGAUCUCAGUCACAACUUUGAUUAACUGGUAAAUGUGUUCUAUUAUAUGUUGUUCACCACAUUAAUUACAUGUGACCUUAUUUACCUUCUUGUGCAGGAGAGCAUCCUGUUCUCAUUAACUUUGCAUAUACAUGUAGUUUCAUACAUUUAUUGUUUUGAUGUAAUUUGAUAUUGUCUUAAAAGAACUGUGAUAUCUACUGAAAUUUAUAUAUAUUAUGUGACAAUAAACUAGAUAGAAACAAAG
Molecule: messenger RNA, 2531 nt
Organism: Mercenaria mercenaria
Lineage: Eukaryota; Metazoa; Mollusca; Bivalvia; Venerida; Veneridae
Exons: 19
Coding region: 29-1975 (648 amino acids)
Source: RefSeq, a predicted model, not a curated record